Messenger RNA from Lotus japonicus, 1544 nucleotides. RefSeq names its product G-protein coupled receptor 1. Gene Ontology annotation, molecular function: G protein-coupled receptor activity. Bases 95 to 1054 code for a protein of 319 amino acids. Gene Ontology annotation, cellular component: plasma membrane. The record is from RefSeq and is a predicted model, not a curated record. Gene Ontology annotation, biological process: cell surface receptor signaling pathway; adenylate cyclase-activating G protein-coupled receptor signaling pathway. The transcript is spliced from 9 exons. NCBI's taxonomy places the organism in Eukaryota, Viridiplantae, Streptophyta, Magnoliopsida, Fabales, Fabaceae.
AACCGUUUUCCUUUCACCUCUUUUCUUCCCAAUCCCGUAUAACUGGGAACUGAGAACUAACAGCGUGAUCGGCGAUCGCGAACUCGUUCUGUUCAUGGCAACCUCCGCCGCCAUCGGCGGCGCACUCACGGCGCACGAUCGCUGGAUUCUUACGGCGGUGAACGCCGGAGCAUCGAGCCUGUCGUUGGCUGGGUCCAGCUUCAUUGUACUCUGUUACCUCCUCUUCAAGGAGCUCCGCAAGUUCUCCUUCAAGCUCGUUUUCUACCUCGCCCUCUCUGAUAUGCUUUGCAGUUUCUUCAACGUAAUAGGGGACCCAUCCCAAGGUUUCUUUUGUUAUGCUCAGGGAUAUAGCACACAUUUCUUUUGUGUGGCGUCUUUCCUAUGGACUACAACUAUUGCAUUUACCCUACACCGUACUGUUGUAAAACACAAAACAGAUGUUGAAGAUUUGGAGGCCAUGUUUCACUUGUAUGUUUGGGGUACAUCCCUUGUUAUGACAGUUAUGCGCUCCUUUGGUAAUGACCAUAAGCAUUUUGGUGCCUGGUGUUGGACUCAAACAGGUCGCACAGGGAAGGCAAUUCAUUUUAUAACAUUUUACAUGCCACUUUGGGGUGCAAUUCUAUAUAAUGGGUUUACAUACUUGCAAGUGAUACGCAUGCUGAAUAACGCAACCCGUAUGGCAGUUGGCAUGUCAGGUCAAGCUUAUGUCUCAGAUACAAGAGAUAACAUGAGGGCUCUGAAUCGCUGGGGAUACUAUCCACUAAUUCUAAUAGGAUCUUGGGCUUUUGGCACUAUUAACCGUAUUCAUGAUUUUUUUGACCCCAGCCAUAAGAUCUUUUGGCUCUCACUUCUUGAUGUUGGAACCGCUGCUCUAAUGGGGCUCUUUAACUCAAUUGCAUAUGGCCUCAAUUCUUCUGUUCGACGAGCAAUUUGUGAAAGACUGGACAAGUGCUGGCCAGAGAGACUAUACAGAUGGCUCCCUAACAAAUUUAAGUACAAGAACCUACAACAGGAAAGUGAACUAGUUUCGUUUCAAACUGAAGGUCAGCGAUAGUGAAGAGACAUAUAACAUAUUGCAUCCUCCAUACCAUAUUUUGGCACUUUUCAUGGACAAAAGAGCGGGCAGCAAUACUUUCCGGCGAAUAUCAUUGCUCUGCUGCUUCAUUUACCUGAGUAUGAUACUGAUGAUGACCCUUCUUAAACAAAUCAGAGGACAGUAAAGUCCAUGUUGAAUGUGUCUUUGGAAGCUAAUUUCCUCAAACUGAAGACCACUUGUGACUGCGGUGCUUUUAUUUUUCUCAGAAAUGCUCAAUGUCUCUCCCUGUGAUUCAUCAUUCGCUGCAUGACCUUGUGUGAUGUAUCAUCUAUUCCUCAUUUCUGCUAUAGAAUGUUUUCUUAAUUUUUAGGUUUGUAGACUAGGUGCACUUUCAGAUUGUUACAAAUUGCUAACGACUUCCCAUUUUUUGCUGGGCAUUUGGUUGACCGCCAGCAAUAGAAGUACUUCAGUGUGAAACGCACAUGUAUAGAUCGAUUUUGUUUAUUCU